This is a messenger RNA of Maudiozyma saulgeensis, 1449 nucleotides long. The record is from the annotation of a GenBank genome assembly. NCBI's taxonomy places the organism in Eukaryota, Fungi, Ascomycota, Saccharomycetes, Saccharomycetales, Saccharomycetaceae.
AUGUCAACUAGCCAGCAGAUUCAAAAGACAAUCCUGGAUGUCAUAUACAUUGAUGAUCCAGAUACUAUAGACUGGUCCAAUGGUUACCUGAAAAGAUUACAGUCUGCUACAUCUACUCUAUACAAUGCCUCUUUUAACAAAGUGAUGUUGAGACCGAAUGAAGAAGCUGCAAGGUGUCACAUAUGUGCCUACAUGGCUUGUCAGAAAUUACAAGAGAAAAAUAUUCCUGAUUUACAAUUUUUUAUGGAUAAUAUUCCAUUGGAACCUAAGAAAAUACGCCAUCUUCUUGACAUAUUCAAACAACAAUUAUAUCAAAUGUCACCUGUCAAAGGGAUACAAUGGUCCCCAAGUCCCAAGAAGAAAAGUCGAAGAAAUUCGCCAUUGAAGAAUAAUGAUAGAUUUACCGCGACUGAUCCUAAAGAAUUACGAGAACAAUUAUUUGGUACACCAUCGAAACGGAAGGAUCAAUCAAAAGAAAAUUUAUUGCCACCUUCUGCACCAAUGUUUGCCGAUAGUCUUCCAGAUGAACCACCUUCAGGUAGUGCGCCUACACCAAGAAGAAAACUAGCCUUUGAAGAAGAUGAUAGUGAUGACGAACAAACUAAAGAACCCUCGAAAAGAAGAAGAACCACUGGUAAAGUAACUGGCUUGAAGAAUAAAACAAACGGGGAAUCUAUAUUUGGUGGUAAAAAUAGCUCUAUAGAAGAAAAAAUCGUUGAUGAUAGUGACAGUGAUGAUAACUAUAAUCCAACCAAUGAAAAUUCAAAUGAUGUUACAAAUGAUUCUGAUGUUGACGCCGAACUUGAUGCUGAUGAUAACGUUGAUGACCCUAAGAACGAAUCAGAUAAAAAAGAGGGGCUUAAUACGGCGUCACAAAAGAGAGCCCAACUUUCGAAAACUCAACGUAUGGGUGCGGUGAAAUUUAAUAAGACGCACUCUGCUAUUGAUAAGGCCAAUUUAUUAACAAGACGUUACGCAAAACCAACAUUAGAUGAAGUUAUUCAAGUAUGUAACCAAUUUGAACUUCCUAGAGCAAUUGCAUUACAUGUCAUAGAUUCAUUCUUAAUGAAUGCCAACUAUUUAAUGUGUCCUUGGCAGUUUGUAUGUGGACUGGUGAUGAACUGUGUCUAUGUUGUAUUUCAUGAAAGAAGACUAAAGGAUCCACGAGUAGAUCACUUGAUUAUGGAAAAAAUGAUGCAUUUGAUGCAUUGUCCCGGAGCUGAAGAGGUAGUUGAAUGUAUCAAAAUUGUAAAGGAAUCAUUAACUGGUGAAAAAUGGUUUAGAGAUAUGCAGAUUAAUAAUAAUUAUUUUGAUGGACAAGGUUAUGAAGAAGUAAUUAUUGGGAAAUUAGGUUCUAUGCUACAAAAGAAAAAUUAUUUAGUAACAGAUGAUCAAUAUGCUGUUUGGAGACGAAGAAUUGAACAGGAUUUAUCUAUGAGACAAACAUAG